AGAUGGUGUUAAGCCACUAUAAAACGCCUAGGUACAUCUAUCCGAGUUUCAAAUCCUUGCACUUCAAGCAAGAGUUUGGGUGUAGAGGAACAAGAAAAUGGCCGAGCAAAAAGGAGAAAUCUCCUUGAUCGACCCGUCGCAGCUGUUGCGUCCGGAGCCGGUGUUCAACGACAAGCCAAUAGAGGCGUUCCGUGACUACACCGUGGAUGACAGCGACCCCGUCCGGGAGCGCGUCCGCAAGACCUACUAUGACAUGCACACGAAUGUCACCGUCGAACUUGUUAAACAGAAGAGAGAAAAAUGGUUAAAAUUCAACACGUUCAAGAGUACGAUCAAGGAUGCUCUCAUCAAGUUGAACGAGCUGGUGGAUGAGUCGGACCCUGACACCGACCUGCCAAACAUUGUGCACGCCUUCCAAACUGCUGAGAGGAUCCGCGUGGACCACCCUGAUGAUGACUGGUUCCAUCUUACUGGACUCAUCCACGAUUUGGGCAAGGUGAUGGCAUUCUACGGCGAGCCUCAGUGGUGUGUGGUGGGAGACACAUUCCCUGUGGGCUGCAAGUGGGCCAAGUCCAUCGUGUAUGGACCUGAGAGCUUCAAGGACAACCCUGACACCUACAACCCUAAAUACAACAUUGAAUACGGCAUGUACGAGCCACACUGCGGACUGGACAACCUGCUGAUAUCCUGGAGCCACGACGAGUACAUGUACCAGUUCCUUAAACACAACAAGAGCAAGAUUCCCGAGAAGGGACUGUACAUGAUCAGAUAUCACUCCCUGUACCCGUGGCACGCGGGCGGCGACUACCGCCACCUUACCAACGAGAAGGAUGAACAGAUCCUGCAAUGGGUGCUGGAAUUCAACAAAUAUGACCUUUAUACCAAGAGCACUAAGGUCCCUGAUAUCGAGGCUCUGUGGCCCUACUACGAGAAGCUGAUCGACAAGUACAUCCCAGGAGUUUGCGAGUGGUAGACUGGAGGACGUCAUCAGCAAGACAUUUUUGAUAUAGGCAUUAAUAACAUAUAAUUUACCUUAUGUACCAAAUGAUUGAUAUUGAUUUACAAUAACCCUAUUUAUUUUCAUAUUAUUAAAUUCGAUUUUAUUUUAU
This is a messenger RNA of Spodoptera litura, 1109 nucleotides long. Its product is annotated as inositol oxygenase-like. Gene Ontology annotation, molecular function: inositol oxygenase activity; iron ion binding. Lineage: Eukaryota; Metazoa; Arthropoda; Insecta; Lepidoptera; Noctuidae. Gene Ontology annotation, cellular component: cytoplasm. The record is from RefSeq and is a predicted model, not a curated record. Gene Ontology annotation, biological process: inositol catabolic process.